ACCAAAUGUCUCACUACACCAACAAAAGCCAAGCAACCGUUCAUGAUAAGAAUGGUUUACCAGUCUACGGUUUAGACAAGGAAUUAGCCAAAAAACAAGCAGGAAAACACGAUCCACAGAAAGAAAAAGAAGUCAGACAAUGGAUCGAAGCAGUCACUGGCACCAAAUUCUCCUCCAACGACUUUCAAGAAUCACUCAAAGAUGGCGUUUUAUUAUGUAAACUUGCCAACAAGAUUAAACCAGGAAUUGUGAAAACCAUCAACUCUGGUAAGAUGCCAUUCAUGUGUAUGGAGAAUAUUGGUUAUUUCUUGAAGGCAGCUGCAGAAUUAGGUUUAGAUACUCAUAACACAUUUAUGAGUGUUGAUUUAUAUGAGGGAAAAAACAUUCCACUCGUAAUUAUGGCCUUAUAUAGUUUUGGAUCAGUUGUUCAGAAGAGAGUUGGAUAUAAUUUACCUACUUUGGGAUUGAAGAUUUCUGAUAAGAAGGAAAUUGAAUUUACUGAAAGACAAUUGAGACAAGCAAAUGCUGAAGUUGGUCAACAAUUUGGAGCUGCUUCAGUUAAACAUGAUACUGGAAGAUCAAUUUCUAAUGAAGUUGUUAAGGUCAAGAGUACUGGAGAUUCUAGAGCUGUCUCACAACAAACUGGUGGAUCUGUUAAGCAUGAUACUGGAAGAUCAAUCUCAAAGGAGGUUGUUAAAGUGAAUAACACUGGUGAUUCAAGAGUUUUCUCACAACAAACAGGAGGAUCUGUCAAACACGACACUGGUCGUUCCAUUUCACAUGAAGUUGUUAAGGUCAAUAAUACUGGAGAUUCAAGAGUCUUCUCUCAACAAACUGGUGGUUCAAUCAAGCACGACACUGGUCGUUCCAUCUCGAAUGAAGUUGUUAAAAUCAAACCAUCAACUUCAACAUCAAGCAAAUCAAGUUCUGGAUCAAAUUUGGAUGAAUUGGAAAAGCUUGGUAAUUUAAGAGACAAGGGAAUUAUCACUGAAAGAGAAUUCCAACUCAAGAAGAAACAACUUUUAGGAUUGUAAUUUUACAAAUCUCAAAAUUUUUCUAACUGUGUGAAAACUAUAAAUUGUAUAUUAUUCU
Messenger RNA from Naegleria gruberi, 1092 nucleotides. Its product is annotated as calponin homology domain-containing protein. Gene Ontology annotation, biological process: actomyosin structure organization. The record is from RefSeq and is a predicted model, not a curated record. The transcript has 2 exons. NCBI's taxonomy places the organism in Eukaryota, Heterolobosea, Eutetramitea, Acrasida, Naegleriidae. Gene Ontology annotation, molecular function: actin binding. Bases 6 to 1034 code for a protein of 342 amino acids.